Messenger RNA from Rhinolophus ferrumequinum (greater horseshoe bat), 1065 nucleotides. RefSeq names its product transmembrane protein 53 (gene TMEM53). The transcript has 3 exons. NCBI's taxonomy places the organism in Eukaryota, Metazoa, Chordata, Mammalia, Chiroptera, Rhinolophidae. The record is from RefSeq and is a predicted model, not a curated record. The coding region runs from base 292 to 909 and encodes 205 amino acids.
CGCAGCCCCGCCUGGGACCCCCGUGGGUGCAGGCAGUUCAUCUCCGAAGGCGGAGUCGCCACUGCUGGAGAGCAGGACCGUUGAACUUUUCAAUCACAUUAAUUUCCACAGGAAAUUGUUGUCUUCCUUUUGUCCAAAGAGAACAGCGAAGGAGGGAAGGAGGCUGGGACUCGGCAGCCUCUGGUGAUUCUUUUGGGCUGGGGUGGCUGCUCUGACAAGAACCUUGCCAAGUACAGCGCCAUCUACCACAAAAGGGGCUGCAUCGUGAUCCGAUACACAGCCCCGUGGCACAUGGUCUUCUUCUCCGAGUCCCUGGGCAUCCCUUCACUUCGUGUUCUGGCCCAGAAGCUACUUGAGCUACUCUUUGAUUACGAGAUUGAGAAGGAGCCCCUGCUCUUCCAUGUCUUCAGCAACGCCGGUGUCAUGCUGUACCGAUACGUGCUGGAACUCCUGCAGAACCAUCGGCGCUUCUGCCACCUGCGUGUGGUGGGCACCAUCUUUGACAGCGGUCCCGGUGAUAACAACCUGGUGGGGGCUCUGCGGGCUCUGGCAGCCAUCCUGGAGCACCGGCCUGCUGUGCUGCGCCUGAUGCUCCUGCUGGCUUUCACCCUGGUGGCAAUCCUGUUCCACGUCCUACUCGCUCCACUCACCGCUCUCUUCCACACCCACUUCUAUGACAGGCUACUGGAUGCAGCCUCUCGCUGGCCCGAGCUCUAUCUCUACUCGAGGGCGGAUGAGGUGGUCAUGGCCAGGGACGUGGAACGCAUGGUGGAGGCACGCCUGGCACACCAGGUCCUGGUGCGCUCUGUGGACUUUGUGUCCUCUGCACAUGUCAGCCACCUCCGCGACUACCCUACUUACUACACGAGCCUGUGUGUCAAUUUUAUGCGUAGCUGUGUCCAGUGCUAGGGUCCUUGCCCCACCCACCUCACCUCUGCUCCAGAAAUAAAUACCUGACACCUCUACAACCUAUGCCCAUGAGUGGGCUCCUCUUCUGGUUCAACUCCCUACGGCCACUUAUGACUUUGUGGUCCCCCAAGUAGAGAACUCCCUUGGGUCUCCGUC